Coccinella septempunctata (seven-spotted ladybird) is the source of this 5739-nucleotide messenger RNA. It is a transcript of the gene yl, whose product is annotated as putative vitellogenin receptor. Gene Ontology annotation, molecular function: protein binding; calcium ion binding. Lineage: Eukaryota; Metazoa; Arthropoda; Insecta; Coleoptera; Coccinellidae. The transcript has 21 exons. The coding region runs from base 155 to 5488 and encodes 1777 amino acids. The record is from RefSeq and is a predicted model, not a curated record.
UACGUGGGAAAAAAAGAAGUGAGAUUCAAUCGCAAAUUUAUCGUAAAACAUCUGGGGCAUUUUCAUUUCAAAUAAUUCAUUCCUCCAUUUUGUUCUUGAUUUCUUCGUUACUCAUGCAUCGAAGACUUCAGUUUUCACCGUUUUAAAAGCGAAGAUGUUGCAGUUAUUGCUGCUGGCUGGUGUUAUAUCGCAUGGAAAUGCAGCGAUUGGUUUUUCUCUUAUGGUACCCAAAAACGUCAGUUGUACAGAAAAUCAGUUCAGUUGCAUAACAGGCAAUACAUGUAUAGAAAAAGGGAAAAGAUGCGAUGGAAUUCACGAUUGUCGGGAUAUGUCUGAUGAGGAAAAUUGUGAAUACAUUUUGUGCACAGAUUCUAUGUUUUUUAAAUGUAAAAAUGGAAGAUGUAUCAGUAAAUCUUUCGUUUGCGAUGGUCAAGAUGAUUGUGAAGAUUAUUCUGAUGAAGAACAAUGCAAGGAUUUCAAGUUGAAGCUAAAUUCGAAUUUAUCAUGUGAAGAAAAUGAAUGGAGAUGCGCCGACAGAUUGUGCAUCAUGAAAGAUUGGGUUUGUAAUGGAGAACCGGACUGUUUGGAUGGUUCAGAUGAAACUAUUGGUUGUACCCUCACCAUAGCCUGCGAUGGAUUCAAAUGCAAAAAUAAUCAUUGUAUUCCAACCGAAUGGAGAUGCGAUGGAUCUGAUGACUGCAUUGAUAACAGCGAUGAAGAAGGAUGUGAGAACUUCAUAAGUCCAGAAAAAUGUACGUGGGAAAACAAGAAAUUUUUAUGCGCCAACAACCAUACGUGCAUUGAUAUGCAUAAUGUUUGUGAUGGCAAACAUCAUUGCCCUGAUAAGUCGGAUGAGAGUAUUCUCUGCACAGCUCCAGCUCAAUCAUGCACACAUCACAAUUGCUCGCAUGAAUGUGCUCAACUACCAACUGGACCUCAAUGUUAUUGUCCUGAAGGAUAUCAUAAUAUUAACGAGAAAGAGUGUCAAGAUAUUAACGAAUGUGAGAUAUACGGUAUUUGCGAUCAGAAAUGUAGGAACACCCCAGGAUCUUACGAAUGCCUGUGCGAUCACAAAUACAUCCUCCAAGAAGACAAGAAAACGUGCAAAGCUGUUGGGGGCGAAGCUAUGAUGGUGUUCAGUUCCAAGACGCAAAUAAGAGCAUAUUUCCUGCAGAGCAAAAUUUACUUCCCGGUUUCAUCCCAACUGAAGCAGGUUGUUGGCGUUGCUUACGAUGGCACUCACGUGUAUUGGACAGAUAUAUUCUCCGAGCACGAGAGCAUCGUCAAGUCUCUGGAAGAUGGAUCCGAAAGAGAGCUGGUGAUAACUGCUGGUUUGGGAUGCCCCGAAGAUUUGGCCAUCGACACGCUUACAGACAACAUUUAUUUCACUGAUGCCGAGUACAAACACAUCGGUGUGUGUACCUCUGAUGGACUCCAUUGUACAGUUCUGGUAAACAAGGAUACCGACAGACCAAGAGCUAUUGUACUCAACGUCGAGGAUGGUGAAAUGUUUUGGAGCGACUGGGGCCAUCCUGCCAGAAUUGCGAGGGCCUAUAUGGACGGAUCUUCGGAUCAUUCGUUCAUCUCCGAUGGAAUUCAUUGGCCUAAUGGGUUGGCGAUCGAUUAUCCGAACCAGAGGCUGUAUUGGACAGAUGCUAAAGUCAUGACUUUGGAGAGUAUCAAUCUGGAUGGUACGGACCGGCGAAUUGUACUUGAAGCUGUAGUCAAGCAUCCGUACGCAAUAGCAGUGUUUGAAAAUCGCCUAUACUGGUCCGAUUGGCACACUCACUCCAUACAGUCCUGCGAUAAAUUCACCGGAAAAGACCAUCACACGAUCAUCAAGGAAAAGAAGGAAUUCAUUUAUGGUCUGUCCAUUUAUCAUUCUUCGCAACUUCCGAAUCGAGAUAAUCCAUGUGCUUUGGCGUUCUGCUCGGAUAUCUGCCUUUUGAAGGGGGAUGGUUAUAGGUGUGCCUGUCCUCAAAACAAAAUGUUAACCAGUGAUCAACAUAAUUGCAAAGAUAUUGAAGAUCGUCAGAUGCUAGUUUUGGCUGCAAAGAACUUAUUGGUCGAAAUUGAACAUCAGCUGUUGGGUAAACAUACCCUUUCACCUUUGCCGUUGGUGAUCAAGGAAGCUGGAGCCUUGGCAUACAAUCCAAUUGGUAACGUCUUGUACAUAAGUGAUUUAGGAGCUAAGGAUAUCAUCGAACUAGACAUGAGAACCGGCAUUCCAGAGCCUCUGGAAAUGAAGGAAGUCGGAAAAAUUAUCUCCAUGGAUUUCGAUCACAUGGGCAACAACCUCUACUGGGGGGACGAAGAGAAAGCAACAAUCGAAAUGAUGAAUCUUAACAAUAAAGCCAGGAGAAUAAUACUGCGCAACAUUCCGGAUGACAUACCAGAAUCCAUCACCCUAAUUCCUGAUAUGGGCAUAAUGUUUGUAUCGUUCAGAAGAAAAAGCGAUCAUUUGAGUCAUAUCGACCGUCUCUUGAUGGAUGGCAGUGGAAGGACACACGUCCACGAUCAAGGCAUUGUGGGCCCCAUCGACCUGUAUUACGACCGUGACACACACAGGGUGUUCUUCGCUGAUACUGGGACCGGAAACAUUGAAUCUAUAAGCGUUGAUGGAGACGAGAGAAACCAGUUCGCGAUGCUGUCUACAAAUCCACUCAGUUUGGCUGCUCUGAAAGCUGAUCUGUUUUGGGUGAACGAACAAUCUUCAAACCUAUAUUGGUCCAAUAAAUACAACUCAUCUUAUAGCAAGAGGGUCACUCUAGACUUCGUUCCGGAUAAUUUGAACCGCAUGCACCUGAUCUCCGUCACCCCGGAAACCAACCGAAAAAUACAGAGCGGAUGCUCCUCGAACAACGGGAACUGCUCGCAUCUCUGCAUAACCUUCCGAAAAUCGGUCGUUUGCGCAUGCCCGAACGACAUGGAACUGUCCAACGACCAGCAGACGUGCGUCAAAGUGACGUACUGCAAGUCGACGGAAUUCAAGUGCGCAAAAUCCGACAGGUGCAUUCCGUUCAGCCAGAGGUGCAACGGACAACCGGACUGCAGGCUGGGGGAGGACGAGGAGGGAUGCAAGCCGGAAAAUCACUGCCCCGUCGACCAUUUCAUGUGCGACAAUGGGGCUUGCAUAGAAGAACACAAGGUGUGCGAUCUGAUCUUCGACUGCGCGGAUAAGUCGGACGAACAUAAGUGCAACUAUCAGAAGGGGGGUACGCUUUGUCCCCCGAAACAUUAUAAGUGUUCUGAUGACCGGUGCAUUGCCGAGAAGUUCGUUUGUGACGGACACGCGGACUGCUCGGAUAGGUCAGACGAACGUGACUGUAUCUCGUCCACUUGCGCUAUGUAUCAGUUUAGGUGUAACUCUGGAGCAUGUAUACCAAAGUCCUGGGAAUGUGAUCGAGAAGUAGAUUGCUCCGAUAUGUCCGAUGAACAUCCACAGUGCUCCUCGACUUGCUCUCCCGACUCUUUCGCCUGCAACAACGGAAGAUGCUUGAGCAAAAUUUUCACCUGCGACGGUGCUGAUGAUUGCGGUGAUAUGUCCGACGAGAUGAACUGCGAGAAGAGCGGUCAUCAUCGUUGCGGCUUGCACGAGUUUCAGUGCCACGUCAACAGCACAGCCUGCCUACCGAUGUCAGCAGUGUGCAAUGGCACCUCAGAGUGCCCCGGCCAAGAAGACGAAUUGAAGUGCUCGGACUGUCGUCAGUCGGACGAAUUCAUGUGCAAAAACAAGAAAUGUAUACCGAAAGCCUGGAUCUGUGAUAAGACCGAUGACUGCGGCGAUGGAUCUGACGAGAGCAGCGCUACUUGCCAAGAAGGAAAAACUGCCUAUCAAGAAUACACGUUGAGCGUACCUUGUUCCGGAUACAGGUGCAAAUCGGGUCAGUGCAUCGAUCACUCCCUCGUCUGCAAUGAUCAUCAAGAUUGCUACGACGGUUCCGAUGAGGGUGGAGCGUGUAAAACUGCUUGCAAAUCCGACAACGACCCUUGUUCCCAAGUGUGCCUGAAAACGCCUUUCGGACCGGCCUGUAAGUGUAGGGCAGGCUUCGAACUGAUGGGAGACGGUAAAACAUGCAUGGACAUCGACGAGUGUAGAAUUGAACCACCAGUUUGUAGCCAGUUAUGUUUCAACCACCCUGGAAGGUAUCAAUGUGACUGCUACAAUGGCUUUGAACUGAGGUUGGACAAAACGUCUUGCAAAGCUUUGGGGGACCCAAUGACCUUGAUUUUCCUAUCAAACAACGAAAUCCGUCAACUGGUGCAAAAAGAAAAUUCCAUAAAACUGCUGUACUCAGCAGAAACCGCCAAAAUAACCGGACUGGCGUAUUCCUUUAGCCGUUCCGAAAUAUACAUAGCAAUAGAAAACAUGGGAAUAAUAAUGAAAAUCAACGAAAAAACGAAUAUGCGAGAAGUCCUAUACAAUGUGAGACAACCGAAAAAAUUGGCCGUUGAUUGGAUCACCAAUAACAUUUAUUCAUACAACAAUAUGCCCUACGCCAAGUCCAUAGAAGUGUGCAACUUCCAGAGUAAAAAUUGCGCUUCCCUCAUUAAAACGGACCUUCACAGUCAAGUUUCCAACCUGGUAGUCGACGCAGUGAACAGGGUGCUCUUUUAUUCUGUCACAACUUGGUUCUUAUUCAACACGCCAUCUUGCACCAUCUAUAAGACAUAUUUGGACGGUUCGGGAAGACAAGCCCUGGUAGAAGAUAUCCAGGGGUAUGUUUCCGGAUUGACUUACGAUAUUAACAAGAAACAUCUGUAUUAUACCAAUCAACACGAAGGAAUGAUAUAUAGGAUCAACUACGACGGCUCUAUGAAGACCAUCAUUUCCCAAAAUGUCACCCAUUCCAUGGGAUUGGAAUUCUUCGAAAAUCGUCUGUAUUACCUGUCAUCCGGAGGAACGAUGCACAAGUGGAAACUUUAUGGCCCCGGAAGCGAGGAAACCUUCAAAUUGGACAUCUUCAACGACGGGCUAUUCAGCAUAGCGCAAAAAUCUGUACAGCCUGAUGGUAUCGACAACUGCUCGAAUAAUACGUGUUCUUACUUGUGCCUUCCGAGUAAAACGUAUUACAGGUGUCUAUGCGAAGACGGUCAAGUCAUUAGGGGAGGAGAAAAGUGCCAUUCGUUCAUGAGGAGCUCAGUCAAUGAUUCACCCCAAAGAAGAAUGAAAAAAGACUUCCAGAAUAGUAUUCAGUCUUCUGAAUCAUCUUCGGCUUUUAUAAUUUCCAUGAUUUUGAUCGCCGCCAUAUUGAGUGUUGCCGCUAUUGGUGUUUAUUACAUGCGAAGAAGGAAGUUCAAGAGUAAACUAAAUUUCGGAAUUUCUUUCCAUAACGCCACUUAUGGAAUGCCCGAGAAUGAGAUAACAGCAUCCGUCUUCAAGGCAGGAGAGAAUGACUAUGAUAAUGCCCUCAAUUUCGAUCCUACGGAAUUGCAGUAUAGUGCCGAGUCCGUAAUGAAGAAAGUGGUACCUUUAGUCGAUGCUUAAAUUUCUCCGAUCGAAUAAAUGUUCGAUUCUAUAUGAAAUUGUUACUAAUACGUAUAUAAAUAAAAUAAAUGUAAAUAUUAGUCGAGCGUUAAGUAUGUCUGUGAUAGUCGUUAUUGUAUUUCUAUUUUUAACUUAAGAAAAACGUCUCUUAAAAUUUUUAUACUAAACCUGAGAAUUUUAUAUGUAUUUCGAAAUAUUUAUCCUCAAUUAUAUUUUUAUUGUUAAUAAUUGUAAUAAAUUUUUAUACACUU